This is a messenger RNA of Aphanomyces astaci, 961 nucleotides long. RefSeq lists its product as hypothetical. The record is from RefSeq and is a predicted model, not a curated record. Lineage: Eukaryota; Oomycota; Saprolegniomycetes; Saprolegniales; Verrucalvaceae. The transcript is spliced from 4 exons. Bases 53 to 928 code for a protein of 291 amino acids.
UCCGGAUAACGGCUGCAGUGGUGUUGCCGCCGAGCUGUGCGGUGUCGCUAUCAUGGUCGAAGCAGCCACCAAAGCCCACGAUGACCAGCACUUCUUCCAUCGACAUUCACAUCUGCGAGAGUUUAUCUGCGGCGGGACGGCCGCGGCGAUCAACAUCAUCGUAACCUUCGUCCCAAACAAGAUCAUGUUUCGUCAGCAGCUGUACGGCACGUCCACGGUGGAUGCAUGGAAAAGUAUACGUGACGAUGGCUGGCCUCGACUGUACCGCGGCGUGCGUCCGCCGUUGAUGCAGGCUGCCGUGUCCAAGUCCAUCAUGUUUGGUCUGUACAACUCGUACCAUGCCAAGCUCACCACCACGUUUGGGAACCACAUCGGCGGCCUUUCCACGUCGCAUUACGCGGCGUUCCUGUCUGGCACGACGGAGGCCGUGUUGACUCCGUUCGAACGCAUCCAAACACUGCUGCAAACCACAAAAUACAACACGACGUUCUCCAGUGCGGCGGAUGCUGUCGUCCAGGUCACCCGUCGGGGGCCGAGGGAGCUCUACCGCGGUGUCACAGCCAUCUUAAUCCGCAACGCGCCAUCCAACAUCAUCUUUUUUGGGCUACGCGAACCCGUCCGGGACCUGCUGCCAGAAACCACAUCUUCGCAUGCCAUAUUUGCCGCCGAUUUCGUGAGUGGCGCCGUCUUGGGGGCAUUUCUCAGCACGUUGUUCUUUCCCCUCAACGUGGCCAAAACGCGCAUGCAAAGCGUGUACGGCACGACCCGACACAUGGGCGUAGUCGAAGCCCUGGAACUGACGUACCACGAACGGGGAGGCAGCUGGGUCAAGGUCUACCGAGGGGUUCACAUCAACUUUGUGCGGUCGCUCAUUACGUGGGGUAUCAUCAAUUCGGCCUACGAGAAACUCAUGACGUUGACCGAAUAACACCUUAGAUUAUAUAUAUAUAUAUUGUCGAUU